Molecule: messenger RNA, 1689 nt
Organism: Dacryopinax primogenitus
Lineage: Eukaryota; Fungi; Basidiomycota; Dacrymycetes; Dacrymycetales; Dacrymycetaceae
Product: MFS general substrate transporter
Exons: 4
Coding region: 1-1689 (562 amino acids)
Biological process (GO): transmembrane transport
Molecular function (GO): transmembrane transporter activity
Source: RefSeq, a predicted model, not a curated record
AUGCCCACUUCUGCUCGGACGAGCGGGACGCUCGUCUCCCCCUUUCCUGCUCCACCUGUUGCCCUAGCGGACACCGAGAAACGCUCAAGCUCCGAUUCCCGACCCAAUGACACAGGCGGGGAAAGCAAGGAACGUUCUGGCGAUUACGAGGAUGGGGAUGGGGAUGGACCCGAACAGGGGAAGGUGGACAUCAGCCAUCAGGAAGGGCAUGGGAAGAUCGAUAUCGAGCAUGUAGAAGUAGUGAACGACCCCAGGAAAUGGCCCAUGAGAGUCAAGAAACUAAUCCUUGCCUUAAUCGCGACCGCAUCCAUAGCCCCCACCCUCGGAGCGUCGAUCUACAAUCCCGCCUUCAACCAAAUACAACAAGAGCUCUCCGCGACAAGUGCAGAGAUCGCACUCUCCCUCGCACUCUUCAUCCUCGUACAGGGAAACGCCCCGCUCGUCUGGUCCGCUAUUUCCGAGAUCAAAGGCCGCAAACCGGUGUACCUCAGUUCCCUCACUCUGUUUGCAGUAGGGUGCAUCGUAGCAGCCGAAGCGCACACCAUGAGUGUGUUGAUCGGCAUGCGGAUCCUCCAAGCCGCGGGAGCGUCAGCUGUGCUCUCCAUAGGCGCUGGUACGCUGGCAGACGUUUUCGAGCCGCGAGAACGAGGCUCCAUGCUGGGGAUAUACUACGCGGCGCCUCUGCUUGGGCCCUCCCUCGGUCCUCUCUUGGGAGGAGCACUGACCACCGGCCUUGGGUGGAGGAGCACCUUCUGGUUUUUAGUGAUCUUCGCGGGCUGCACGCUGGUGCUGCUCAUCUUCUUCCGCGACACGUUUCGGAAAGAGCGCUCCCUAGCCUACCAGAGCGCGGUGAACCGAGCAGCUGCACGUGCACGCGCCAAAUCGGGUGGCACAGCUACGGUCGAAGCGGGGAGGGUUGUCACCCGAGGAGGGGAAAGCGAGGAGAUCAAGCUCUCCCUACGGGACGUGAACCCAAUCACGCCAACGUGGCGUAUUCUGCAGAGGAGCAACAACCUCACCAUCCUCUUUGGCAGUGGGCUCCUGUUUGCUUUCGCGUACAGUACGACUUAUACGGCGGCGGUGACGUUUGCUAAGCCGCCGUACAAUUAUGGGAGCUUGGAAGUCGGGCUGGUGCUCCUCUCCUUCGGCUUAGGAAACGUCCUCGGCUCCGUGCUGGGCGGUCGGUGGUCCGACCGUUCCCUAGCUCGGCUAAAAGCGCUCAACGAUGGCAAGUCCAAGCCGGAAAUGCGCCUUCAGAGCACGCAUAUCGUCAUGCCAAUCCUGCCACUGGCGACGCUCGCGUACGCGUGGACCGCGCAGGAGAAGACAAACGUCGCCGGGCCGGUGGUGUGCUUGUUCUUCUCUGGAUUUGCGACUAUGUGGAUCUACUCCUCCACCCUGGCAUACGUCGUCGAUGCUAACGUUGGUCGCUCCUCCACAGCAGUAGCAGUCAACUCCUCCUUCCGGGGUGCAGCUGGGUUCGUCGCUGCCGAAGUUGCAAUACCAUUGCAGAACGCGAUCGGCGAUGGUGGUUUGUACAGCCUGUGGGCGGGGCUGACGGUCUUGAGUUUGGUGCUCAUAUUGGUCACGGAACGAUGGGGUGGGAGUUGGAGGGAACGGGGUGUGGAGAGGGAGGAACGGAGAAAGGAGGAAAAGGAACGGAAGGCGAACGAGCUCCAGGCUGCUUAA